Messenger RNA from Anopheles stephensi (Asian malaria mosquito), 2043 nucleotides. RefSeq names its product matrix metalloproteinase-2-like. Gene Ontology annotation, cellular component: extracellular matrix. The transcript is spliced from 8 exons. Gene Ontology annotation, biological process: proteolysis; collagen catabolic process; extracellular matrix organization. Gene Ontology annotation, molecular function: metalloendopeptidase activity; zinc ion binding. Lineage: Eukaryota; Metazoa; Arthropoda; Insecta; Diptera; Culicidae. The record is from RefSeq and is a predicted model, not a curated record. The coding region runs from base 145 to 1893 and encodes 582 amino acids.
GCUCGACAGUCUAAUUAUGCUGCUGGAAGGAACAGCAUCGAUAAGCACCACGCUGCUGCAGUCGGUUUAGUGUCCUGUGAAACGCGCCGUUUUAGGUCGGACCCUACUCAAUUGUUCUGUGCUUAGAAGGGUGGGCGAAGAAUCAUGAAACCAAUUCCUACGCCCAAGGUUCAAUGCGCAAGGAAUCUUGUAGCUUCCAGUAUCGUUGUGCUGUGCUGUUGUCUGUGCUUAAGUGUGAAUGGUGCACCGGCAGUCCCCACGAAAGAAAUGAUCGAUUUUAUGCGACGAUUUGGCUAUCUGGAGAAGGGACCAUCGCAAGCGGAAGCCCUGUACAGUGGUGAAGCGAUCGUGGAUGCUAUCAAUCACGUGCAGAAGUUUGGUGCUUUACCACAGACCGGUGUGCUAGAUCGACGAACGAUCGAGCUAAUGUCAGCGCCCCGAUGUGGCGUGGUCGACGUGAUGCAGCACGAUCAAUCAUUGCGCCACCGGCGGUACGUGAUCGGUUCGGAGAGUUGGCGGAAGCGGCGCAUAACAUACUUCAUUGCGAACUGGUCCAGCAAGGUUGGUGAGGACGCGGUGGCCAAGUUUAUGGCCAAAGCGUUCGGCGAAUGGAGCAAGUACAGCAAGUUGCGCUUUGUGCGCGUGUACGACCCGUCGGCGGACAUUAUAGUCGGGUUCGGGAGCGGACAUCACGGGGACAACUAUCCGUUCGAUGGGCCGGGCAACGUGCUGGCCCAUGCGUUCUAUCCGUACGAGAUGAAUGCCUACGGAGGUGAUGUACACUUCGACGAGGACGAAAACUGGAAGGAGAACUCGACGCACCUUAGCGAAGGGGUAGACUUUUACUCGGUCGCCAUACACGAGCUGGGCCAUUCGUUGGGGUUGGCCCAUUCGCCGGUCUAUUCUUCGCUGAUGUUCCCGUACUACAAGGGCAUUGAGCAGGGAACGCUCGAUUACGAUGACAUCUUGGCGAUGUAUCAGCUGUACAUUCAAAACCCUCACAUCACCGAUGACCCGGAUUGGAUGUACACUACCGAGUCGGCGACAACGGUGGACGAGUUCUUCACCGUUACACCUGCCCCGAGACUGCCCGAUUUGGACAGCGAACCACAUCCCGGUCUACAGGAACCGGUCUACACCAGCACCACGACGACGCCCUCCACGACGGAAGUGUACGACAUCCCGAUCACCUUCGUCGGUGACUACGAAACCGUGGACGACCAUAUUAGCCGGCACCAUUCGCAGUCACCGGUCGGUGUCACCACACCACACAUGCCCGCGGACUACGUACCGGUGCCGGACAUAUGUAGCGGCAGUUUCGAUGCGAUCGGUCUUCUUCGGGGUGAAAUAUUCAUCUUCAAGGGUGCCUAUCUAUGGCGGUUGACGGCGAAGUACCGUAUCAAGGAGGGUUAUCCCGUGCGCAUUUGGCAGGUGUUUCGGGGAUUCCCCAAAACCGUCACCCACAUCGAUGCCGUGUACGAGCGGUUGGACGAUAAUGCGAUCGUACUGUUUUCCGGGCGCGUCUACUGGGUGUUCGAUGCGCUCAACUUCCUGCACCCGGAAGUCCGACCACUGACGGACUAUGGUCUACCGGAAGACUUGAAGCGCAUCGAUGCGGCGCUCGUUUGGCCGAAAAACAAUAAAACAUACCUGUUUGCGGGUGAUCAUUUCUGGCGCUACAACGAUACGGCGGCCGAGAUGGACGAAGGCUAUCCGUCAUCCAUGGACCGUUGGUUUGGCAUACCGAAAAAUAUUGACGCUGCCACGGCAGUUGCGAGCGGCAAGACAUACUUCUUCAAGGGAAACUAUUACUGGCUGUACAAUAACGAGCGGGUACGGCCGGAACGUGGAUACCCUCGGCGAACGGGAAAUAUAUGGCUCGGAUGCCGAUAAGAUGCGAAGUGAUGCGUUACAGUCACCCUGAGGUCUGCAGAUUACACUGGAGGACAGGGAAGGAAAAAAAGCCGCAUGCAAUAAGUAGCUUCAUUUCUACCAUAGUAUUUAAAUGCUUCCUUCUGCAACAUAAAAAUAAUUAAAACAAUA